AUGCGCCGGUGGCGAAAAUCUUUCGCCAGUUGUUUCUCUCGAGCAGCUAGCAGCGUCUGCGAUGAAACGAGUCGUCCAACAAAAAUGGCGGUACUCUUCUUACAGGUUUUCUUUCUUUUUCUUUUUCCAAAAUUCCUUAACUGUUGUGUUCUUAUAUUAUUUCCAGAAUUUUGGUCUUUUCUUUUCAUUUCCUUUCUUUCAUUAUUGAUUUAUUUAUCUAUUUCUUUCUUUCUUUAUAUCUUUCUUCAUUUCUUUCUUUCUCUCUUUCUUUUUUUUAAUCUGUCUUUUUUUCCUUCUGUUUUUCCAAAAUUUCUUAACUUACAUUUUUUGUUUGUUUGGUUCUUUAUUUAUUUAUUUAUUUCUCUUUCUGUCUUUCUUUCUUUUUCUUUCUUUCUUCCUUUCCAAAAUUCCUUAAAUGUUUUUCUAUUCUUUCCAGAAUUUUCUUUUUCUUUUCAUUUUUCUUUCUUUACAGACUUAUUUAUUUAUCCCUUUCUUUUCUUUCUUUAUUUUCUUUUCCUUUCUUUCCUUCCAAAACUCAUUAACUGUUUUGUUAAUUUUGUUCUUUUAAUUUUAACAGUCUUUCUUCGUUCUUUCUUUCUAUGCAGUACUUCAUUUUAUUAUUUGUUUAUUAUUCCUCUAUAUUGUUUCUGUGUAUAUUUGUUGUUUUUUGAUAUCUUGCCGUUUAUAUUUCAUCUUUUUCUUAGACUUAUUCAUUAUUCUUUGCUUCCAAAUUAUUUCAUUACUUCUUUAUUAUGCCACUACAUUCCUUCCUCAAUUUAUUUUUUCCUUUCAUAUUUUCCUCUUUGGAUCCAUUCAGAACUUAUUUAUUCUUCCAUGCUACCUGCCUAA
Acanthosepion pharaonis is the source of this 849-nucleotide messenger RNA. The record is from the annotation of a GenBank genome assembly. Lineage: Eukaryota; Metazoa; Mollusca; Cephalopoda; Sepiida; Sepiidae.